CAGGGCACUGAUCAGGGAAGUACGAUAUUGCUCAUAUAGGAUUUUAUCGCCUCUUUCAAGCAUAUGAGACUUAUUGAGUGUAUCGUUUUGUUCCGUUUGAGAGUUUUGCCUUCUCUCUUAGUCAGCCGCCGAACACGUUUAGUUUACAUAUCAGAACUAAUAACACGUUUACUGGCAGGUUACACCUGUGCAGGGUUUCUGUCCUAAUUAGCGAGUGUAAGAUCCCAGCAGCUACGGCAACACCACUGGUUCCUUGAAACGUCCAUUUCAGGACAGGACCAGCCUUUAGGUGUCUGAGGAUCCCACAGAGAGGAUGAUCUACAUCAUAAUGGGAGUCUCGGGCUCUGGAAAAAGCACAUUAGGAGCCUUCCUAUCAGAAAAGCUGGGCUGGCCCCUGCAUGAAGGGGAUAACUUCCACCCACCGGAGAACAUUAUGAAGAUGGCUCGUGGUGAACCACUCACAGACCAGGACAGAUUGCCCUGGCUUCUCAAACUACAUGAAGUCAUUGAGAGAGAGAGGUGUUCCGGCUGUGAUGCUCUCGUGGUGUGCUCCGCCCUGAAGCGCCUGUACAGGCAGAUCCUGCUCUAUGGCACCAAAGCCCUCACUUCCUCUUCCGGCCCAGGCCAAGAUAUCCUGCCUCCCGCCUCUCCUGAUGUCUUUUUUCUCUUCCUACACGGAGACUACGAGCUCCUUCACCAGAGGAUGGUGGCCCGUAGGGGACAUUACAUGAAAGCAGACCUGCUGCGUUCCCAGUGCGACGUUCUAGAGCCGCCGUUGGAUGAGGAGAACGUGUUGCCGCUGGACAUCAGGAGGAGCAUCCCUGAUAUGGCCAUGGAGGUCGAGAGGCACGUCAUCAGCCUCAAGUCGUCACCAACACUUUAACCACCGCAGCAGAUCGAAAGAGAGGCCAGCGUCAGUUUUCAGCCAUGCUUUUAGAGAUGGUAGCUCGGUCCUCCACUCCGGUCCAGACUGAAAUAUCUCAUCAACCGUCAGAUGGAUUGGCAUGAAAUUAGCCGCAGAUACUCAGGUUCCCUGCAGAGUGAAUUUUAACGGCUGCCUUGAUCUGCUGACAUCUCUUGUAGCGCCACCUGCAGGUGAAAGUUUUUUACUCAUUCAGUCGAGCCGACGCUGGUAACUUUCUGACUUUUCCCUAAGUGCCACCAUGAGGUUGAUGUUCGUGAUUUUUAGUGAAAUAUCUCUAAAACUUUUGGAUUAGUUGCUGUAAAAUAUGGAGCAUUCAGGGUCCCUAUGGAGAAAAUGGUAAUAACUUUUGUGAUCCACUUACCUUUUCAUCUAGCGCCAUCAUCAGGUCAAAACAUUGAUUUUGUACAGUACUUAGAUUUAAUACCUGCAAAACAUUCCUAUCAUCCCUAGCUGUUGUUCAUGUCAAGUGCUAAUUAGUGAUAUGUUAUCACGCUAAAUUAAAAGAUGAUGAACAUGGUAAUAUUACCAUUUAGCACUGUGCCUAAGUAGAGCUUCAAAAAUCUGUGAGUAUGACUAGACUUUAAAUCUGGUUAUAAUCUGUUCAACAUAUGUUGUUCAUAUCUUAGUGAUGAUGAGAAGCAAAGCAUUGUUUCAGCUGUGUGCAGUAGUGACAGCUUCAGUUUGAUCUGCUCAGUACAGAAUGAUCCUGUGGUGCGUUUGUGAUGCUGCCAACUUUUCAAAACACAGUCUAAGUGCCAUCACAGUGUAUGCUGCAGAGUGUUUGACAGCACAUUUGAAUUGGGACCAAAAAGUGCUUUUCUUGUGAAUGAAAUCUGAACCUCUAGUAGUAUGCGGUAAGAAAAACGCGAGCAGUUACAGGUGUGAGGAUUUUAGCUCUCUUUGAACUGAAGAAGAGAGUUGUGGUGGUAUUUUAAUGGUUUACACUGUGAAGAUUCAACGUUUCACAGUAAUUUUGUUGUGGAAAAUCUAUUUGCACAGACAGCGAGUUAUGAUGGAUGAAUGCCUUGACCUAAUUUUUCUUACAGAAAAAAGCUUUUUAAAAGUUUUGAACAGAAAAUUAACCCGACCAUGCAAAAAAAGUAUAUAAAGGACUUUUUUUUAAUGUUUUUUGUUACAUGGUUGUAAGAAACCUGCAACAUUUACAGGGGAAAUUUGUUUUCUUGGCUUGUAGUUACUGUGUUGGGAUGAUUUGCAGUU
Molecule: messenger RNA, 2143 nt
Organism: Chelmon rostratus (copperband butterflyfish)
Lineage: Eukaryota; Metazoa; Chordata; Actinopteri; Chaetodontiformes; Chaetodontidae
Product: probable gluconokinase
Exons: 6
Coding region: 314-883 (189 amino acids)
Cellular component (GO): cytoplasm
Molecular function (GO): gluconokinase activity
Source: RefSeq, a predicted model, not a curated record